Molecule: messenger RNA, 3009 nt
Organism: Aureococcus anophagefferens
Lineage: Eukaryota; Pelagophyceae; Pelagomonadales; Pelagomonadaceae
Exons: 2
Coding region: 1-3009 (1002 amino acids)
Biological process (GO): vesicle transport along actin filament; actin filament organization
Cellular component (GO): vesicle; myosin complex; cytoplasm
Molecular function (GO): ATP binding; actin filament binding; microfilament motor activity
Source: RefSeq, a predicted model, not a curated record
AUGGCGGAGACGGAGAUCUACGUGCCCGACGAGCGCCUCGUCUGGGCGCCGGCGACGCUCGAGCGCGAGACGGUCGUCGACGGGUCGACGCACAUCACCGUGGCCGUGCGGCGGCCGCGGGACGACGAGCCCCUCGCGGGCUGCGCCGCCGUCGCGGCGACCAUCGCCCUCGACGCCGGCGACGCGUCGAGCCUGCCGCUGCAGGACGCGCGGAAGCCCCGCGCCGUCGAGGACCUCGUCGGCCUCGACCGGCUGCACGAGGCGUCGGUGCUCGCGACGCUGCGCGAGCGCUACUUCGACCGGACGCCCUACUGCCGCACGGGCGCGGGCAUCUGCGUCGCCGUGAACCCCUACGUCUGGAUCCCGGAGCUCUACGGGCCCGCGGCGCGGAACCGCUACGGCGACGCGGAGUCGCGCGCGCGUUUGCCGGCCCACGUCUACGCCAUCUCCGGCGCGGCGCGCGACGGCGUCGCCGCCGGGCGGGACCAGAGCGUCCUGGUGAGCGGCGAGUCCGGCGCGGGCAAGACGGAGACGGUGAAGAUCAUGCUCCGGCAUUUGGCCGGAAGCGCGGCGGCCGUCGCGGACCGCGUGCUGUCGUCGCAGCCGCUGCUCGAGUCCUUCGGCAACGCCAAGACCGUGCGCAACGACAACUCGAGCCGCUUCGGCAAGUUCACGCGCCUCCAGUUCGCUACCGCGGCCGCGGGCGACGCGCCGCUCGUCGGCUCCUCGUGCGAGACGUACCUCCUGGAGAAGUCGCGCGUCGUCGGCCAGGCGCCGGGCGAGCGGGGCUACCACUGCGUCUACGGCGUCGCCGCGGCGGCGCGCGCCGACGUCGGCGCCUUCGCCUACGUGAAGCGCGGCGACCUCGCGACGACGUCCAUCGAGGGCGUCGCCGACGCGGAUCGACACCGAAAGACGACGGCCGCGCUCGCGACGCUCGGCGUGCCGGGGAGCGACGCGGCGGCCGUCGAGGACGCCGUCCUGGCGGUGCUCCGUCUGGGCGAAGUCGCCUUCGACGGCGCCGACGCCGCCGCCGUCGCGUCGUCGGCCGCCGCGAACGCGGCGGCCGCGGCGGGCGUCGGCCGCGCCGCGGGCGACGUGCUCGACGCGCUGCUCGUCCGCGUCGUGCGCACGCGCGACGAGGCCGUGCGCGUGCCCCGGAGCGCGGCCGAGGCGACGGAGGCGCGCGACGCCCUGGCCAAGGAGCUCUACGUGGCCGUCUUCGACUGGCUCGUGCGCGCGAUGAACGCCGCGACGCGCGCGGCGUCGCCCGACGGGCUCCGCGUCGUCGGCCUGCUCGACAUCUUCGGCUUCGAGUGCUUCGCCGUGAACCGCUUCGAGCAGCUCUGCAUCAACUACUGCAACGAGAAGCUCCAGCAGAAGUUCACGCUCGAUUUGUUCAAGGCCGUGCAGGAGGAGUACGACGACGAGCGCGUGCCCUGGGAUCCCGUCGCGUUCCCCGACAACGAGAAGGUGCUGGCGCUGCUCGAGGGCCGCAUGGGCGUCGUCGACGUGCUCAACGAGGAGUGCCUCCGGCCCCGGGGCUCCGAGGAGGCCUUCGUGACGAAGUUGGACGCGCUCCACGGCGACGGCGCCAAGUUCGCCAAGCACCGGUACGAGCCGCGCGUCUUCACGGUGGCCCACUACGCGGGGCCCGUGACCUACGCGGCCGACGGCUGGCUCGACCGCAACAAGGACGCGCUCCACGACGACCUGGCGGUCCUGGCCGCGGGGUCGUCGCGCCCCUUCGUCGCGGGCCUGUUCCGCGGCCGCGCGGCGGCGGCCGCCGCGGCCGCGCGGCGGCCGCGCGCGAAGACGGUCCUGGCCAAGUUCAAGGGCAACCUGGCGUCGCUGCUCGACGAGGUCGAGCGGACGGAGGUGCGCUACGUGCGCUGCGUGAAGCCCAACGGCGCCAAGGCGCCGCGGCGCUGGGACGCGGCGCUCGUCGCCUGCCAGCUCCGGUGCGCGGGCGUCGUCGAGGCCGUCACGGUGACGCGCGCGGGCUACCCGAACCGCAGCGCCCACGGCGACUUUUACGCGCGCUACCGGGCCCUGGCGCCCGGCGCGCGCGGCGCGGCGGCCCUCGCGGCGGCCGUCGCGGGGGGCCGCCACGCGUUCGGGCGGACGCGCGGCCUCGCGCGGCGCCGGUCCGCGCGCCGCGUCGCCGCGGCGCGGCGCCUCGUCCGCGCGGCGACGGCCGCGGCCGCGGCGCGGCGCGGCGCCGUCGCGCGCGCGCGCUUCGCGCGGUUUCGCGGCGCCGCGGUCGCGAUCCAGUGCGCGGCGCGGCGCCGCGGCGCGGUCGGCGCCGUCGCGGCCCUCGCCGCCGAGGCCGAGGAGCGGGCCCGGCUCGAGUUUCAGCUCGAGGCGCUCCGCGCGCGGCUCGACGCCGAGGCCUCCGCGCGCGCGGACGCCGAGGCCGCCGCGGCGGAGCUCCGGAGCGCGAUGGCGUCGCCGGAGCGCCGCGCCGCCGCGCCCCAGACCGGGGACCCCCGCGUCGACGGCGCCCUCGUCGACGAGAGCAAGCGCAUGCUCGACUACCUCCGGGCCGAGGUCUCGCGGCUCGACCGCGCGCGCGACGGCCUCGAGCGCGAGAACCACCGGCUCCGCGUCGCCAACGACCGCGUCCAGCAGGCCCACGGCGCGGCCCACGAGUCCUUCGCGGCGCUCAACUCCCACAUCAAGCGCCUCGGCCGGACCGUGGUCGCGCUGAAGCGCGACGCGCGCGACCUCCGCCAGGCGAACGGCGUCUUCAAGGACGAGCUCGCCAUGAAGCAGGCCAUCUACGUCGCCGAGGUCGCCAAGGGCCUGCGGCUCGAGCAGCUCAUGCGCACCAUGGUCGACGUCUGCGACGUCCGCGGCGCGGACCCGGACCUCGUCGCCGAGCUCCGCGCGAUGGCGGACGCGCGCGCGCUCCACGACGGCGGCGUCCGCGACGCGGAGGUCGCCGCCGGCGGCGAGGAGGCGGCGCAGCCGGGCUUCUGGGGGCGGCUCAUCGGGCGGGGGUCCUAA